Apis florea (little honeybee) is the source of this 918-nucleotide messenger RNA. RefSeq names its product Josephin domain containing (gene Josd). The record is from RefSeq and is a predicted model, not a curated record. Gene Ontology annotation, molecular function: cysteine-type deubiquitinase activity. Gene Ontology annotation, biological process: protein deubiquitination. NCBI's taxonomy places the organism in Eukaryota, Metazoa, Arthropoda, Insecta, Hymenoptera, Apidae.
UAUUUAUUACAUUAUUAGGUUAUCAAUACAACAUAACUUUGUUAAAUUUUAUAUAUGAAGAAGAUUUUGAUAAAUGAUGUAAAUGAUUAAUUAAUUAAAUUAUUAACAUAAUAUAUGAUAAAAAUUAUGUAGAUAAAAUGGUUGCAAAUACAGCUGAUGUGACUGGAUCCAUAUAUCAUGAAAGACAAGUAAAAGAGCUUUGUGCAUUACAUGCAUUAAAUAAUUUAUUUCAAGAAAGACGAUUUAGUAAACAAGAAUUAGAUCAAAUUUGUUACAGCUUAAGUCCAGAUGUUUGGAUUAACCCUCAUAAAUCAUUAUUAGGUCUUGGUAAUUAUGAUAUUAAUGUUAUUAUGGCAGCAUUACAACGAAGAGGACAUGAAGCCGUUUGGUUUGAUAAACGCAGGGAUCCCAAAUGUCUAUGUUUAGAUAAUAUUGAAGGUUUUAUAUUAAAUGUACCUACAGAAUAUAAAUUGGGAUUUGUAUUACUUCCUUUGAAAAGACGACACUGGAUUGCCCUGAAGAAAAUUCAUGGUGCCUUUUAUAAUCUUGAUUCAAAACUUGAUUCUCCUCAGCUUAUUGGAAAGGAAAAUGAUUUACUUAGAUAUCUAAAGGACCAAAUAGAUAGUAAGGAAAAGGAAUUAUUUCUUGUUGUAUCAAGAGAAAUAGAUAAUAAUCAAGGAUGGUUAAUAAAUACAUAUGCAAAUAAAGAAGGAAUUAAUGCAAAUCACGAUACUGAUAUCAGGUAUAUUGAAGAUGGAUAUACAGAAAUUGAUUUGAAAAAAGAACCUACAGAAAUGAAUGAAAAUGAAAAAUCAUUACAUGACAAAAAUUCUAGGUAAUUAAAAUUUUCUAAUUUAGUUAAACUAUGUAUCAUUUUCAAUGCUUCAGGCCAAAAUAAAUUAAAAAUUAAAAUGACAA